CAAUGACGGUACGAGACGUCAUCAACACUCGCCCGAGCGCCUUCCUCCAACGCGGGGACGGAAGAAAACAAACCGAUCGCGAACUGGGAGGAAAGAACAAGGUGUUCAAGAGGAACUGGUUUCAAACGUGGGAACCGACUCCUUGUGUUGUGUCUGCGGUUUGACGGAGCAGAACAUCUGGGGGGGAGACAAAGCUCGUAAAAAAAGAAACAGCUGGAUAGUUAAGCUAACAUUUACUGUGAAACCAGAAGCUAACAGCAGCAGGAUCAAUUGGCGCCUUUCGGAUGAGGAGGAUAUAAAAGUCACAGCGAUCAACAACAUGGACGUUAGCACGUGUGACCAGCCCGGUACCGAGAUACACGACUCUCCAGGGAAUGACAGCCCCAGCUCUGAUGACUUUGAACCACUUUCAAAACUGCUGAAAAGGGGAAACACUUCUGAUCACUCCGACGACAAUGAGCAGCUCAUCAAGAAGAAAAAACCUGUGAAAAAAGAAAACACAUCCAGAUCUAACAGCACAAACAAGAAUUCUGAUUUGAACACAAACGACAGCUCUGACAAUGAGCCUCUCAUAAAGAUCGCCAAAACUGCAAAGAAGCCUUUCUCAGCGCCUCCAAAAAAAUCUGUUGACACAAAGAAAAAAGCUUCUGAUCACUCCUCAGAUGACGAGCCGCUGAUAAAGAUGAAAACAAAGAAACCUGGGAAAAAGGAAAACACUUCGUCCAGAUCUAAUGGCACAAAAAAGAAUGCAGCGUCUGAUCACUCCUCCGAUGACGAGCAGCUGAUUAAGAUGAAAACAAAGUUUGCAUCUGCUAAGAAACCCGGGAAAAAAGAAAACACAUCAUCCAAUGACCCAAACAGCAACAAUACAGACAGCUCUGACAAUGAGCCUUUGAUCAAAAUCGCCAAAGUGUCUUCCAAAGCUGCAAAGGAGCCUCCAAAGAAAUCUGUUGAUACAAAGAAAAAAGAAGCACCAGCUGACGAUGACGAUAGUUUGGAUGAUGAACCUCUGAGUGAAACUGCCAAGAAACUUAGAUCCAGACAUCAGCCAAAAAGAUCAUCUAGAAAAGAAAGCCCGGUAAUGAAAUCCCAAAGGACGGCAGCGAGGAAAAAGGUUAAAUAUGCAGAGUCAUCCAGCGACAGCUCAGAUGAUGAACAACUGACAACAAUAAAAAACAAGAGGACAGCGGCUGCAUCGGCAAACGACAAGAAAACAAAAUCAAAACAGACAGACAAAUCACUAAAAGACUCUUCAUUCUCAGACAGCAGCUCGGACGAUGAUGACGAGCCCUUGGCGAACCUUAAAGCCAAUAAGAAGAAACCAGUGAAGAAAAACACAAAGAAGACAACUGCACCGCGAGGUGGCGCCUCAAAAAAGAGACGAGGACUGACGAAUGAAAGCUCAGACGACGAGCCCUUGAUAAGCCUUGUGAAGAAGAACCACACAGACGAAGAAAGGAAAACCAAAACAAAUUCUUCGACGGCAAAAAAGAGGAACACAGCCCCCCCAAGAAAGCCAAGAAAGCACGUGUCAGGGUCAUCAAGUGACGGUUCUGACGACGACCCCUUAAUCACAGCAGCUAAACACCCUCAGGUGACCAAACUCCUGAAAAUAAUACUGGACAGGUGUGACGAUGACGAGGCCAGACCAACGGGAAGCUCGGACCAGACCAGAACAGCAGAAACAGUGGUCGCUGAAGGGAAUCCAACCAAGGAAGAAUCAGAGGGUUCAAAGGAAUCAUCAGGAGAAGAAUAAGAAGAAGAAUCAUCGUGUUACUUUGUCAAAGAAAGGCUCAUUGUCACCUUUCAGUUUCUGGACUGGGACGUUCCAACCACUUAGUUUUAAGGAAUUUACCAAAAGGUUCUUAUUCCCGAGAUUAAUCCCCUAAACAUCACAGUUAAUGUUUAUACAGUAUGAAGUUAGUGUUUAUACAGUAUGGAGUUUAAGUAUGUUUUAUAUAUGAAUAUAUACAUGUUUAUUUAAGUAAUUUUACUCCGGUUUUUAGGUUUGGGACCAGGUUCCUGAAAGAUGAAAUGCACAGUCUUUAAUGGUGUUUUACUAUUUGUGCCUUUUUAUUUGCAUUGGCUGUUUCCUCUGGUUUUAACACUUGUUGAUGUUAGGUAUAUUUUUGCUUUCAUAUUAUCUGUACCCUCAGCAUGAGGCAGUGAAAAUCUAUUAUGAUGGAUUAAACUGCUCAGAUGAA
This is a messenger RNA of Paralichthys olivaceus (Japanese flounder), 2204 nucleotides long. RefSeq names its product nucleolar protein dao-5-like. The record is from RefSeq and is a predicted model, not a curated record. Lineage: Eukaryota; Metazoa; Chordata; Actinopteri; Pleuronectiformes; Paralichthyidae.